Molecule: messenger RNA, 3273 nt
Organism: Prorocentrum cordatum
Lineage: Eukaryota; Dinophyceae; Prorocentrales; Prorocentraceae
Source: the annotation of a GenBank genome assembly
AUGCCUGCAGAGGUUUCUGCGGCGUCGCCCGAGUACUUCUUCCUCUGCUCACCGCGCGGCAGCAGUGCGGGCGAUUCCGACAGUUCGGGCUGCUCCUCGUGGGAGCUGGUCGAGCUGGAGGGCUACGACGAGGGGCAGGUGCCGGACCUGCCGGUGAGUGCGCUGCAGAGCGCCGACGAGACGGCUCGCUUCGGGUGCUGGCCGUUCGGUCUCCUGGUGUGGUCGCUCUUCUCCUUGGUGAGUGAUCCUAUCGUGGAGCAGGACUCAGCUGACGAGGUCGAGGGUCUCGAGCUACAGAUGCCAGUGGAGCCAUGGUCGCGGCGCUUCUACCGCCAGAAUGCGACCGACGGUGUGGAGGUGCAGUUGGUGCGCCGCAAGAGUGGCAACGUGUGGGCCGUCAUCGGUCCGGACUUGACGCUAGGCCUGAUCUGUAUCACGGCGAAGACGUCCAUGUUCACGGACCCAGUGGCGGGGAUUCGGUGGCGGCCGAUGCCACCUCUUUCUGCAGCCCAGAGGGACGCCUACGUCAGCCAGGCGAUCGCGGUGAACGUCCUGUACGCCGUUUUCAGCUCGGGGGCUUCGUCACUCAAGACGCUGAGGUGGUCUUUGAGGAGUCCCAAGCGUUUCCUGGGUGUGCUGGCCGCGUUGUUCGUAUUGUACGAGCUGCUGGUGUUGCUGGGCGUGAUCGAGUAUAUGAAGGAGGUUUGGGUGUACACGAUCAGCUACCUGGUCACGGCCAAGGAUGCUUUCGUGGAGAGCUCGGAGGUCGUCCAGGAGUGGGCCACCUAUCUGUGGGAGUGGAAGGAGUGGGCCCAGAAGCUGAUGCCUCUUCAGCGUUGGUUUGCGAUGUUCUUGUCCCUGAUCCUUCUGACCCUCUGGGCGGCUCACGAGUGGUCGGACAGCAUGGAGUAUGGAGAGUCCUCUAUUGGGUCAUCCAGUGCUUCGAGUGUGGAUGUGCCCGUCGGUGCGGCUGCUUCGGUGCCUCCGCCCGUGCCGCCGCUUGGCUACCUGUCAAGCGGAGAGAGUGCAACGCUGGCAAGCCAGCUGAACGAUCUCGUGGAGUCCCAGACGGCCAUGAUGGAGGAAAUCAGCGAGAUCAGGACCGCCGAGAGGACGAGGGAGUUACGUCGAGAUGUACUCGAAGCUUCUCUGGACUCGCGUGGUCGUGCGGACGCCGAGGCCAACAAGCAGGUGAUCGAGGGCAUGAUUGCGCGGCUGGACCAGUUCGAGGCUCGUCUGAAGGGCGAGGCGCCUGCGGAGGCUGGAGCUGGCGAGCGUGGUGCUGCUAUCGAGGGGGCGAGUGCUUCGGCUUCUGCAGUCGCCGUGCUCGAGUCGCCCGCGAAGAGUACCCCCACAGUGGUGAUGGAGACGCCCGAGAAGCGAGUUGCCUCUUCGCAGCCGGAGGCCGUCGAGCUGGCCAUCAAGCGGAUGCGCUUCAAGGCUCAGUUGCCGCAGCAGGUGUUCAUGGAGCAGCUGGACGAGUACAAGGAGAUCGAGCCCGAGGAUGCCAAGAACUGGAAGUCGAAGGUGGACUGGGAGGCGGCGCGUCGCUUGGACCCCCAGCUCGCCGACGAGAGCACUAUUCGGGUAAUGAGCGCCGAGGAAGAAAUGAAGAAGGCCAUGGGUCGCGACGCGCAGCUGAUGAAGGCGCGCUCCGACCUGGACGGGGGUGCGGUGGUGCUGUUCGCUCGCCUGGAGCGCCCCGCUUCGACUUCUCGUCGGGUGCUGUCGCGCUGGAAGGAGGAGAUGGAGCUGGUGGAUACGGCGAAUCGUUCUCUCUUGGCUUUGCGUCAGCUCUACCGCGGGAGUCUGGGCGACAGUCUACUGGGCCUGGCCGACUGCUGGGGCCAGGGGAUCGUGCCCGACAACCUGGACGGGGACCUUUCUCGGCGGGUGCUGGGAGAAGUUCGUCGCCAGUCGCCGCCGUCGACUACGCCCUCACAAGGAGCCGCGCUCUUGCGGCUGCGUCCUGCUGCCUCGGCGGCGGGCCAUCAGUCCCAGUCCACCUUCAAACAGAGGGUGGCCGAACUUCGGAGGAGGAGUGCUGGCGGAAGUGGACGGCUGCCGGACAGGGGCGAGACGUUUCCAGCUCAAUGGGACCGAAAAUUGGAGAUGUUCAAGGAGGAGAUGUUGAGAGAGGAUGGCGAGGCUUGUGUUCAGGCCUGCGAGAUACGCAACUACGUGGACCCGCAUUUCCGCAAGAAGAAGGAAAUGUUACAGCUGGCCCGACGGAUGGCUUUGGCGGGGAUGUUGUGCCGCACUGCAGCGAAGGUGGACGAGGUCGGUCUCUUUUGCGUCGUGAAGAAGGCGGAGCUGGUGGGGAGCGAGCCCGAGGUGACCCUGAGGCUGGUGUUCGACCAGAGGCGCUCCAACAUGCGAUGGCGGUCUCCCCCGUGGUGUGCCAUGGGCGGCGUCAGUGCGAUGUCGUUUCUGGACGUGUCCGAGGAGAUGAAGGAGGAUGGCGUGACCAUGUGCUUCGGGACGGGCGACCUCCCCGACUUCUACUACACGCUGGAGCUGGGGGAGGAGCUGUCGCCGUACUUCGUGCUGCCCGGCGUGUCUGGGGAUGCGCUGGACUCGCUGCUUCCCGAAGGUUCGUCUCUGCCUGGGAGUGGGCCCUACGUCGGGGUAAAGGUUGCGUUGAUGGGCUUCUCCUGGGCGUGCUGGAUAGCUCAGACGACCAUGGAGGACAUCUUCAAUACUGGGCCUCAGUUCGGGCUUUCUUCGCUUUCAGGCGACCAACGUUUGGCCGAAGGCGGGCCGUUACCCCAUCUCAGUCGGGAUCUGCCGGCUGCGCACUACGAGUACAUCGACGAUUUCGGCAUCCUGGGCCUGGACUUCCCGACACGGCCUGGCCAGGAGGCGGCGACGACGGUGGAGGAGAUCUGUCUCGGUGCCAAGGAGUUGGUGGUGUCCGCGGGUUUCAAGGUGCACAAGGAUGCUUGCGCGGCGGACGCUCGUAUGAUCGGUGGCGCUCUUCGGGGAACUCGUCUGGCGCCGAACCAGGACAAGAUGUGGUUGGCGGUCUUCGGCAUACGGGAGAUCCUGAUCCACAAGUGGGAACUACCCGACACCAUCGCGCGGAUCGUUGGUAUCCUGUCCUGGGGCUUCCUGAUCUGCCGUGGUGCUUUGAGCGUCUUCGCGGACGUGUACGCAUGGUGCAUGGAGUUCCGAGGUGGAGCUCGGCGCGAGGUCCCACGGGAAGUGCUGAGAGAGUUGGCUGCGGCUGCGGCCUUGGUGCCGCUGAUCUCGGUGGACCUCUCGACGCCCUGA